AUGGAAUGCUAUGGAAAGGUCAUGGACCACUUUGGCUUGUCCUCAGAUGAGGGGCAGCAAGGUGUCUACCGAUACUAUGAGGGUGCCUUUCUUCAUAGGGCCAUGCAUUUCCAUCCCCAGCACAACAUGGAAGUGUAUUUUCCAUUGGAGGACAACUCGAAGAGUGGCGAGGAGAUUCUUUGCCUAGUUCAUAACUUCAUGGAGGAAGAGGGACAUGAUCGAGCCGGUCAGCAGGUAGACUAUUACUUUUCCAAGACCAAUGAUGACUUUUGGAUGAGCCCUGAGAAUGGCAAAUCACCGAUGGGGGGCAAUGCGACCAAUACGUAUACUCCAGGUGAAGUAUUGCGAGUCAAUAUCUACACUCACUGGGUUGUUCUUUCCCAAGACAAGCAUACCAAGUUUGAGCUCUUUCUCGAACAUUUUAAUUCACAGAACCUCACCUACACUCUGAACUGGGCAAAGGCCCUUCCGGCCAAUCCAAGACUAUUGUCCCGUGUCCUUGAGAACUACCCUCAUCUCGAAGAAUGGCAGGCUUUUGUGCGUGCAAGGGACCCUCAUGGUGUCUUCCUCUCUUACUACUGGCAAAAGGUUUUCUCCAUGGGCUCAGAAAUCUCAAUUUGA
Messenger RNA from Seminavis robusta, 621 nucleotides. Lineage: Eukaryota; Bacillariophyta; Bacillariophyceae; Naviculales; Naviculaceae. The record is from the annotation of a GenBank genome assembly.